Nothobranchius furzeri (turquoise killifish) is the source of this 3370-nucleotide messenger RNA. Its product is annotated as SH3 and cysteine-rich domain-containing protein 2. Lineage: Eukaryota; Metazoa; Chordata; Actinopteri; Cyprinodontiformes; Nothobranchiidae. Gene Ontology annotation, molecular function: protein binding. The record is from RefSeq and is a predicted model, not a curated record. Gene Ontology annotation, biological process: skeletal muscle contraction; positive regulation of protein localization to plasma membrane; positive regulation of voltage-gated calcium channel activity. Gene Ontology annotation, cellular component: extrinsic component of cytoplasmic side of plasma membrane.
UGCGCUUAAAUUCAAGUCGUUUGUUGUGAGGAGUAGAGUUCGCGUUGAAUACUCACCGUGCUAGAAGCGAACGCGUGUUGAAUCCAUGCAUAUGUGAUUUUUUUGGCGCGUGAACAUAACGACGUUGCGCAGAUUAGACUCGCUGUUGCACCUGGAGGGCGGAAUUGUGCCACAUUGGAGCGUUCCGGUGCGCACCAGAGGACGGUCCAAGCAGCAGGACAUCUUCAACUGAAAUUUGAGUUUUGCAUCAAAAUAUUUUAGGUUAGACAUCUUAUAUGCAAGUUACCCUGAUCAAUUUUAAAACCAAACGGUGCGUAUUUGUUGACAGGAGUCGCAGACGCGCGCACUGAUCCUCCUUUUUUAUGGCUGACGCCAGAGACUUUCGGCCGACUGGACCCAGAUUUAGGAUUUAAAAGUUCCGUUAUUUUUUUUUUAUAAUUAUUUUUUUUUGUCCUGCAUUCCUUUCCGGACUCCGUAGCGAUGAUGACUGAGAACAAUGAGAUGGAGGGCGACCCGCAGCUCCAGCGCUCCGCGAGCAACAUCCCCAUCCAGCCGGUCACCUCCAAGCUCCAGAGACUAAAACGCUCGCUAUCCUUCAAGACGAUGAUGCGCAGUAAAAGCAUGGAGAACUUUUUUCAGAGGUCCUACAGCGACGCCCGACUGCCCCCGGACUUCAUCACUGACCCACCUCCUCCAUCUCCCCCCAUCCCACCUGGAUCCCCUCUCGUCAGUGAGCGUUCGCCAUCCAUCUCGCCGUCCCUCAGCCCAAACCCCUCCAUCGCCUCCCACUCACCAUCAUUCAGCCUCUCCCCAUUGCUGCCUGCCAAACCGGCCCAAAUCCAGAUUAACCACUGUUUCCAGGACCACGUCUUUAGAAAGCCCACCAACUGCCAGCACUGCAAGCACAUGAUCGUGGGAAACUCCAAACAAGCUCUGCGGUGUAAAACUUGCAAGAUGGCUGCCCACCUGUGGUGCACCUCAGAACUAUCGCAGCAGCAGUGCCAUGGCAAGUCUGGAGCGUUCAAGCGAAACUUCAGCUCGCCGAUGCUCGUCAAUGACCAAUUGGCUGUCGUAAAGGAAGUUCAGCCAAGCCAAGAGGCUGUACGGAAGCGUGUAGACCCUGUCUAUGCUGCCUUGCGCUACGGGACGUCCUUGGCACAGAUGAGCCGUUCCAGUUUUGGCAGUUUAUCAGAAUCACCAACACGCAGUUUGGGGGAGGGAGUUGAGGAGAGUCAGCUGAGACAGAGCAGCAUGGAGGAGGAGAUAACUCAGGAGACGGGGGAGGAUCUUGCAGUCCUCCCAGAUCCUCCUGUUCCAGAGAGUGAGAUGGAGAAAGAGGACGACCUGAGCAGUGAGCAGGCUCAGGUUCCUGCAGAAGACAGUGGUGUAAAGGUGUCCAAACGCAUUGAAGUCCACUCUAUCCACACCUACGUAGCACUCUACAAGUUUCUGCCUCAGGAGCAGAACGACCUGGAACUACAUCCAGGCGAUCGGGUGCAGGUCACAGACGACUCUAAUGAGGAGUGGUGGAAGGGUAAAAGUGGUGACAGAGUUGGAUUUUUUCCUUCCAACUUUGUGCAAAGAGUCCGACCCGGAGAGCGGGUUUGGCGAGUCAUCCAGGGGUUUCCUGGCAACCGGGACAAAGGACACAUGGCAGUGAGGGAAUCCCAGAUUUGUGUCGGGAAGCAAGAAGAUGGCGAGAUGUUUCUGAAGCUAAGCAGCGGAAAGAAGAGAGGCCUGGUCCCAGCGGACUCCAUCGAGGAGAUCUGAACCUGAUCCUGCUUCCACACCCAGAUCCAAAUUAUCACCACUAAACCUUUUCCUGCUUUCUGGAGAAGAGACAGCCUCAGCUUCUGAAACCAAACAGAAAACAAACAUUCGUGCAAGGCCACCUCUGAUGAACACCGCGUGUCUCACUGAAAGUCUUAUUCCAGUGUCCUGUCAUCCCAGUUCUCCGUUUUUAAACGCAAAAGUUCACGUUUAGACAAAGGGAGCACGAGUCAGUGUGCUGUCGUGUGUUUGCAUCAGAUUUAGUUUUCUCCAUCAAAAACGUGGGAGGAGGCUGAAUCCUGGGAACAUCAUGCUUGUGUCAGUGUCCUUUUCUUGCUUCUUCCCACUCAGUGUGUCUCAUCUCUAUCUGCUCACUUAGGGACUUUUCUUUACUCUGGGGAAUAUCAGCUUCUUGUAACGCUUUGUAUCAAGAGAUUCCUGCCAAGAACAUCUACUGCCAUCUAUGGAAAGCUAUACUGCCACUCCGAGAGUCUGCAGAACGAGAUGAAAGAAAUGUAAAAACUUCCUUAACGUCUGCAUCAGACUUUUAAAUCCUUCUACCAAUUAAAGACUGCAGGAAUAAUAAUAAAAACGCUUUGCAAAGGAAAAACUGCCAAUCUGGGAAUCUACGCUCUAAUCUGCUUUACAGAAAAUGCUUCAUCUGUUCAGUUUGAAGCCCUAAAACACUUGAUAGACUAAGAUUUACCCAAAUACUUACUCAAAUGACAUUUUAGUAGCUCAUGAAUAAUUCUGUGUUUGUUGAGUUUUUUGAAUCUUUUCAUGUUGAUGUUUUAGAACAAGCGUAAGAAAACAGAAAGAGUUUCUUCAGGAAAUGUAGUUUCAGAACUUCAGAGCUGGAACAAGAAAAGUGUCAAUAAGUGUGAAAGUUACAAGUGGAAGAAGCUGUUCUGUUUUCACACGACGGCGCUCGCUGUGCACAGAGGUCGGAGUCUGCUGAGACUUGCUUAAGAGCCACAGCAGGCUCCGCUAGUGCUGCCCGGCAUUUCAACAUGUUCUCUACAGCUCGCAACAGCAGGAAAUAAACUGCAGCCAGUGUGCCUAACAGAAAAACUAAAAAGCUACAACAUGCUGAGGACCUUUCUGGCCAUAGCGAGGAUUACAGGUUUCGCUGACGGUCUGGAGGAGGAGCCGGCGCAGUGAGACGAAUGAGGCGAGCGUUGAACCGUUAUGAGUCAGUCUGCGUUGAGGCGAUGGCGUACCCAUGGGUGCACAAGUUGUUCAUUGAUCAAAUGUCAGCCUUCCAUCUUCCACUUUGGCCUCUGUUGUCCUCUUGAUAUCGAUGUGACUGGUCAGCUGUGGCAUAAACACAUUUCUGCUUGAAUGCCAGCUGGACAUCUUAGACAUUUAUGACUCAUGCACAUAUUUUGCAUGUGGGAGAAAGUAAAAAUGGCUUAAAGCAUUGAACACAACAAUAGGAUGAUGAAUUAUUAUAUAAUUUAGGUAUUUUGCUGGUUUGGUUUUGGCAGAUUUAGGUAAAAUUUAUCUUUUUUUCUUUUCUUCUAAACGUCACAUUAAAAAGUGUAACAAUCAUCUCUUCUUGUGAAAAAAAAAGAAAUAAAUGAAAAGAACUUUAUUGUAA